Messenger RNA from Penicillium soppii, 363 nucleotides. RefSeq lists its product as uncharacterized. Lineage: Eukaryota; Fungi; Ascomycota; Eurotiomycetes; Eurotiales; Aspergillaceae. The record is from RefSeq and is a predicted model, not a curated record. The coding region runs from base 1 to 363 and encodes 120 amino acids. The transcript is spliced from 2 exons.
AUGACUAGUACCAAUCGCAUGCGAACUGUGUUCAUUGAGAACGGUCUCCCAAUCAUUGAAGACCAUAGUGAUGUUACGUUCCUCGAGUGGAUGAAUGUGGAAGUACGCGAAGAAAGCCAUCUGUCUGACCUGCAGCUCAUCGAUGCCAUCAUUGACCUUAUUCAAGCAGGUGAAACGACAGUGACCAUGACUCCUAAGCAAUGGUUGCACCAGGGAAUUGUGUCUUUUCCGCUUCUACAGAUCAACGAGAACCGCAAGACUCAAAUUUUGGUGACCAGCAAUCUUGCGAUGACUUAUAGAGAGGACAUCAUGUAUGGGCGUGUUUCUUUCGACCGUGGCUUUCUUUUCAAUGGGGGCUUUUAG